Molecule: messenger RNA, 5270 nt
Organism: Porites evermanni
Lineage: Eukaryota; Metazoa; Cnidaria; Anthozoa; Scleractinia; Poritidae
Source: the annotation of a GenBank genome assembly
UGGCGGCCCACUGGGCAUUGAAGUUCAGAAAGUCGUAUGGUCAUUUCGUUUAGCAUAUAACGGAAAAAUAUAAUGCUCUUGGGAGACAUUCUUAAUGGAAAAGAAAAAUCUCACCUUGUUGUCAUACAUGGUAAGCAUUUUUUUCUCAUUUUAAGAUAAGAAGCUUCAGAAAAUCAGGAUAACAUUGAGCGCAACAUCAACGCUUUGCAGCCCAAGCUUUUCAUGUUUCUUUAACUUACCUUGCAGAUAACAUAAGUCAGAGUGGCAGGCCUUUAUUAUACUGCUUUGUAAAGUCUCUGCUUAAAAGGUAAACAGUUCCUACCAGUAUUUAAAGCUAGCUUUUCAUUAUUUAAAAAAAAAGGAAUAGCCUUACUUGCAGUAGACUGAAAAUUCAGCUAACAUUUUGCGACCCUUCCGCUGUUUUCCGCAAAAUGAGUAACACGUCAUCAGAUGGAAUGAGACAUUCCAUUUUUUAUCCGCAAGCCCUCUCUUCAACCCCCCCCCCCCCCCCCCCCCCCCCCCCCACCCUUUUUUGUGGUUUCCGAUAGGGUCCUUCCGGAUAUUAUUAAAUUAUGCCCUCUACGGGUGGUGAGGGGGGGGGGGGGGGGGUGGAGGGGGGGGGUGGGGGAAAAAAAAGGGAAUUUUCAUUUCCUUCUGGUGAGUGUUACCUUUUUUUGGGAAAAAAAGGGGAGGGGGCGCAAAAUUUUGGUGUAUUUUUGUUUUUUAUCAAGUAAAGGUUUUUCUUUUUUUUUAAAAUAGUAAACCAGACUCAUAGUGAAAGACAACUUCUCUUUUUUUACCCCCAACCCCCCUCUCCCCCCCCCCCCCCCCCCCUCACCACCCGUAGAGGGCAUAAUUUAAUAAUAUCCGGAAGGACCCUAUCGGAAACCACAAAAAAGGGUUUCGCAGUAAGCAUUUUAACCAAAAGGGCCUGUCGGAAACUCAUAUUACUCGGAUUACUACAAGGCCUGUGGGAAUUGGGCCCUCCCUUCUGUGUAUGGAGAUAAGAGACCUGUACAAAUCGAGAUUAAGAGAUAAGGGCCUGUCGGAAUCAUGCCUUCGAUAGGGGGGUGUGGAUAAAAGUGGAAUGUUCCAAUCUCUGUGCUUGUUCCUCAGACAUCAUUUCAGGGGGGACCAGUGGUGACUAUGAACAAGAAAUAAUGACUUUGAACGUUAGUUAAAAUAAAGUUAAAAAGACCUUCUGUUUUACUACUGAUCAAAAGUUUAUUUGUGACACUUUCAUCUGUCUGUCCAUGUCAUUAACAAAACCCUCCUGUUUCAAGAAUCGGAACCCAUUCUCUUCCAACUCUGCUUAUGACACCAUCACUUAUGGUUUAUUGAAAGCCAGAUUGUUAGAGUCAGAAAAGAGACAUAAGUGUGAACUUAUCACAUUGCUUACUCCCAUGCGCUUUUAUUUGUUUAGUCCUUCCACUUUUACUUAUCUGGUAAGUGACGGAGUUCUAAACAGAAUUGGAAAACUCUUUUCACUAGAUCAUGGCGCUUGGUACUUUUGUUUAUGACUCUGACUAGGACUGCAUUGCCUAUCAAAGCCAGCCCAAAAAGACAUCAUGGGACUUCUUUGAACAUUGACACAUUAGAAGAAUUUAUUCCUGCAAUUUUUUUUUCUUUUUUUUGCAAUGUCCAACUAUAAAAUUCUAAUCAAUAUCCAUUACUUCUUUUUAGUGCUGACUAUGUGCAUGCUCUACUCUGGGAUGUUCCAACAGACCAAUUUCUUUCUGCAUUUGAUCCACAGAUGAGAGAAAGGUCAGAAACAGGUUGUGUAAUAUUAAUCAUCAAUCCCUUUCUCCCUGAAUAUUCUCUGUAACCUCUUCUGAAAAAGUGCUGCGAAUUUUGGGUUUUUUUUAACACACUUUAGGAGUGUGACUAGGGAUUUAAGUUCAUUCUGGUAGUUGAAAUUUGGUGGAUGUUUCAGGGUGUCCUUUUAUAAUUUCUUUUAGCGAGCUGAAGAAAUUAUAAUUGCUAAUAGGUAACUCAUGAAAGAUAUUUAGGUUUUAAGAUUGUACGUGGGAUUUUAUUUCUGCUAUGGAUAGCUGAAGUAUGCAUAUUUUUUGGUUUGAAGUAUAAUACUUCCAGCCAGUACCGACCACUGUAAAAUAUUGGUCCUAAGGCAAGCAAAGUAUAAUCAACUGGAUGGUUCUCCUAAUAAAUUACUUCAUAUUUUUGGAACUCUUUAACAUCAGGUAAAGACACUGUGGGUGUUAUUUCAUGCACCCCUUCAAUUCAGUUUUACAAGGGCUUAAUUUUUUGCAGGAUUUUUUGCUAUGAUGGUUUCACUGAUCCUUUAGGGUGGAAUCUUGAAUGGUAAGCUAAUAUUAGUCUGUUUUAGAAAGCUGUCUUUUUAAACUGAACAUCUAAAUGUGGUAAAGUCAUUAAAAGUGCUCCACUUAAGUUAAACACCUGUUUGGUAGCUGGUUAAUGGUUGACUGUUUUACUCAGUUAUAUAAUCUUUUAUUUUGAAGUUGUGUGAACACAAGUGGUCAGUAUGUAACGGUGGGUUUUUCUUUUUCAAGGAAAGGAUAAGAUUUUGUUUUGUGCACUUAGGAAAGGCUUUUGAUGAUGAAGCUAAAGGAUGCUAAGGAGAGAAAAGUUAUAGAUGAAAGCUGUGUAUGUAAAUAAUUUAUCAGAUCUGCUAAUUCUAUAACAAUUUUGUAAGUAUUUUUUGUACUUUUUGCAGUGGUGACAGUGACAAACAUGUCUGUACCAUCCAUCAAAACUCAAAUCUAGCUCAAAUUGUCAAGAGUAAACUGAAUAGUGAUGGUUCUGUAAGCAACUCUGGUAAGAGAACAAAGACCCCCAUUUACUUGCAUUAAUGAUCCAUAUGCCUGUACUGUAAGAUGCAGGCUUGUUAUUGUAAAAAUAAGCCAAACAAAUAGUAGACUGCCAUUUGUUAGGAUAGAUACGUGUAUAAACAAAUAAGUGCUUCCACCAUGCUUCCAUUUUUGAGGUCAAGGAAGACAAAUUUUGACCUUUUAUGUCGAGGCAAGAGGCGCUUAUAAAGAGGUGAUAAAUAAUUAACGCAACUGUUACAAUUUUUAUUUUCAAUGUAUUUUUUCAGGCAGUGUGAUAAAGGUGGCUAUUGUGAUAGAUUCCUUAAGUAAGCUGUUGGUUUGGAAACCAACAUCAGCUGUAUGCUCAUCACUGUAUCAGUUGUAUUCCAGCAGCUCAACAAACUCACAAACAGGUAUAGUGCAACUUCUGUGUACUUCAGUCCUAGGUUAUUAUUAGCUGGGUCAUUAGUGAUUUCAUUCCUGAUUUACUUGUUUGAUAAUAAUUAGUUAUUAUUUGUGCUCAAAAAAAUUAUUGUUAAAAGUUUUUUAUUCAAAAAUAGUCACAGCAGUUUGAUCAGCACACAAGGCCAAUUCUUAUUUGGAGAAAUUUGGAUCUGAUUAAAGUGAACACAACUUUUUACUGUUCUCAAUCCAUCAAACCCUUCAGUUUUAGAAUAAUUUAUUCCCUGUGAUUUAGCAGAUUUUGUUUUCAUUUUUUUUCUUUUCCUGUCCUCAGGUUAUCAGGUUGUACAAGUUGUUUGCUUGGUACAUUCUGAUCUCCAUAAUGAUCAGUCAUUAACUGCCGUUAACUUCCUGGCUUCAUCCAUUUUGAUGCUAACACAUGAAAAUCAACAACAAAAUACCGGUAUGUUGUCUGGUGAUCUGUUAAGGUGUCUUGCCAUCCAGCAGAUUCUGGACCUUUUAAUCUGCUGGGAGACUACUGGCCUGAUGUCACCCUUUUCAUUCAGUUACAUUCUGCCGUGUAAGUGACUUGUGGCUCAUAGAAUGAAUUUCGUUUCAGAUGAAACAGUCAGUUGGUGUAGACUGUUACACAAGAGGAAAACAGGAAAAGUGUUGAAGAAGGUAUGACUUGUCAAAUGGAUUUAAUAUGAAAAUGUCAGUACUGGAGAAAGAGGAGAGAUUCGUAGUGCUGUUAUUAUUACUCAAUUUCCUGAUGGAUUCCAUCUUAAUCAGCUCCACAAAAUGUUUAGUUCUCAGAACUAAUCAUUUCGGAAUUUUAUGGUACUCAAUUUCCUAAUGGAUUCCAUCUUGAUUCUUAAUUUUUGGCAUUGAUAGUGAUAAUAUAUUUAAACUGAGAAUAGAAGUAUUAAUUUAUCAUUAUCAAAUUGUUGUUGUGUUAUUUGUUAGGUUGAAAGCAUUACCAUUAAUGAUGAGUAUGAAAUGACAGAACACGAAGAAAGGGAGUGGAAUGCAUCCUGUUCUGUAAAAUAUAAUGAACCAGUUGCAGAGGUAUAAGUUUAAACCCUCAAACCUGUAGUAAAAUGUUCAGUGCAUACCCACUGAAACCUACUGAUACACUGCUAUCACGUUAAUUCAGUUUUUUCAACUGUGAGAUGAUAAAGUGAAUAUUGGUGGACAAUUCUCAAAAGCUGAUUUCUAUGGUACAUGCCCUUCCUCCAAGAUCCCUUGCCAUUGCUCCCACAAAGGGCCGGUUCAUAAAACAUACCUUCUGGUGUGUAGAUGAGGGGGUGCUUGGAGUAAGUUCCAGCUGAUUUUUGACAAACUUCUAUAUUCCCCUUCCAAUUAAUUGUCUUGUUGUUGUUGUUGUUUUCAAUUUAACCCUUUAAGCCCUAUUAAGAGUGAUCAGCAUCAAAAUUCUCCUUGUAAUAUCAAUGCUUUGUAAAACGGAGUGGUCAUGAGAAUUACGGACAUGAUCACACAGGAUAAAUUUGCUUGAUAUUUGAUUAACUUCUCCCCACUACUUCUGUAGGAAAUGAAUAGGGGCAACAAAUGAGAAUUCAAAUUUUGAUCUUAGGGUUUAAAGGGUUAAGGUAAAACUUGAUGUUAAUCAGAGCAGAAGUCACUUUCUAAAUGGGGCCUUACUGUCUGUCUUAAUGCACCCCUACAAUAUUGCAAUUUCUCCACCAACACAGCGGUCAUGUUUCUUCAAGCCCAUACCCCGUUAUUUUCCGUUUUUUCAGAGUCUCUUUCCACCUGCACCUAAGAAAUCAGGGAAAAGGGUGUUUUCGUUUUCAGCCUUAAUUAUGUACUACAGAAAAGCAACUAAUCAUCACCUUCCUAAUUGUUCAGGUUGAUCCAACUCAGAACCUGACAUUUAAUCUCAAAUUGACUGAUGACGAACGACAAGCUCGAUCAAACCUUCAGCUUCCCUACAUGUACCAUGAGAAGAAGACAAGUGAGGUUACAGUACACCCCUCAGGGGAGGGGAAGGUAUUCUACCAACCUGAUGAAGCAGAUGAUUUUGAUGAUGAGGAUCCUGAUGAUGAUUUGGACAUUUAA